Gossypium arboreum is the source of this 1270-nucleotide messenger RNA. RefSeq lists its product as uncharacterized. The record is from RefSeq and is a predicted model, not a curated record. The transcript is spliced from 6 exons. The coding region runs from base 182 to 988 and encodes 268 amino acids. Lineage: Eukaryota; Viridiplantae; Streptophyta; Magnoliopsida; Malvales; Malvaceae.
AUAUAUAUAUUAUUCUCGAAAAUCUAAUAACUGUCAUGGCAAACGUGGAUACCUCAACCAUAGCCUUAGCAUAUCAAAUUCUUCACUUCUUUCUACAUUUCUAACAAUAAUCCCAACGAAGAAACCAAAGGAAGGAGAAAGACGAAGAGAAUUUAAGAUUGAGCAUUUGGCUUGGUCCGAAAUGGAUAUUUGGAACAAGGCUCGGAACUUCGCUGAGGAUGCUGCUCGCCGGUCGUCGGAGCUCAGUAUAGGCUCCGCUAAGCUCGGCGAUAUAGUAACGGAGGCUAUGAAACGGUCCAAGGAGAUCGCGGCCGAGGCUUCCAAACGAGCCGAAGAAAUCAAAGCGGAAGCCGCGAAGCAAGCCGAGCUCAUCAAGUCGUCGAUCGCCGAGGGGGUCGCGCCUCCACAAAACACGGAGAGGAUGGUGGAGCAAGAGAAGGAACUGGAGAGUUUUGGUAUUAAUGAAGAGUUGAGAGAUUUUGUUAAGGGGAUUACAUUAAGCACCUUUCAGGAUUUUCCUUUACCUGAUGAUUCUCCUAUGUCUGAUGUUCCCACAAUCUCAAAUGUAAGGCAAGAUCUUACAGAGUGGCAAGAAAAACAUGCCAAGCUUGUACUUUCUACGGUUAAGGAAAUUUCAAAGUUAAGGUUUGAGUUGUGCCCGCGUGUUAUGAGAGAGAGGAAAUUCUGGAGAAUAUACUUUCUACUAGUAAACAGUCACGUUGCACCGUAUGAGAAGUGGUACAUGGAAGAGAUUGAGCGAAAAACAGCAGAAAAAAUCCGGGACAAAAAAAUAAAGGAAUCUUCAAACAUUGAAAUGACGACUCAACAACAGGCAAAGGAAAGCAAGCAACAUAAUAAAACUUCGGCCUCAUUUGUUGAGCAAGACCUGGAUGUAUUUCUUUUGGGUGGUGACAGCGAUGAAUGCCCUGAUGAUGGAGAUGAGGGCUUCGAUGAUUUUGGCUCGGAUGAUGAGAAGGUGAAAUCAUAGACGAUGGCGAAACCGGUCCAUGGUAAAUCGUUUGCCAUUACAUCUGAAAGAAGAUGUCUGGAUAUUGCUGGCUAAAACAUUUUCAGUAGAAUAAAACUGGGCAGGUGAUUCAUAUAGUUCUCUAUCAAUAUAAGAAAACCAUUGGUGUUUCUUUUUCUUUGCCAUUAUUAUUAUUUGUUUAUUCUCAUUUAGGAAAGAGGUCAAGACAUGGUAAUUUGUGCAUCCGUAUUAUGUUGGUAUAUUUUAAUUGAUUAUUUUACAUAAGUUUUGACAGAUUAAUAA